Messenger RNA from Parus major (Great Tit), 1110 nucleotides. RefSeq names its product keratin, type II cytoskeletal 8-like. The coding region runs from base 1 to 1110 and encodes 369 amino acids. Gene Ontology annotation, cellular component: keratin filament. Gene Ontology annotation, molecular function: structural constituent of skin epidermis. Gene Ontology annotation, biological process: keratinization; intermediate filament organization. The record is from RefSeq and is a predicted model, not a curated record. NCBI's taxonomy places the organism in Eukaryota, Metazoa, Chordata, Aves, Passeriformes, Paridae. The transcript has 8 exons.
AUGGACCGUGUCCCUAGGUGCCACGUCCACACAUUUCUUGGACACUUCCAGGGAUUGGGACAAGCUGGAGCUCUCCGAGGCAUUGAGGAGGUCCAUGUCAACACCAACCUGUUGAGGCCAAUACAGCUCCAGGUGGACCCCGAGUUCCAGCAAGUGCGCUCAGAUGAGAAGGAGCAGAUCAAAUCUCUCAACAACAAAUUUGCAUCAUUCAUCGAGAAGGUUCAAUGUCUGGAGCGACAGAAUCAGGCACUCUUGGCCAAGUGGGAACUUCUGCAGCAGCAAAGCUCUGGCCCCGAGGAAAGCAGGAACAUCAACAACUUCUUCAAGUCCUACAUCACCAACCUUCAGCGGCAGCUUGAGACACUCCAGAGCCAGAAGGAGCAGCUGGAUCCUGAAGCCUACAACAUGCUCCAGCUUGUUGAGGAUUAUAAAAACAGAUUUGAGGAUGAGAUCAACAAACGCACGUCCAUGGAAGAAGAAUUUGUGGAGCUUAAAAAGGAACUGGAUAGUGCCUACAUGGGAAAAAUGGAGUUUGAUGUCCGAGUGGAUAUCCUGAGGCAGGAGCUGGAAUUCCUUCGGUGUUUAUAUGAAGCUGAGCUGUCUCAGCUGCAAACGGUUGUUGGGAACACUGAUAUUAUUCUGUCCAUGGACAACCACAGGGACCUGAACAUGGAAGGAAUCAUUGAGGAGGUCAGGCAGGAAUAUGAGGGGAUGGCCCACAGGAGCACAGCUGAAGUGGAUGCCAUGUACCAGCGCAGGUACCAGGACCUGCAGAACAUGUGGGUGAAUCAACGAGAGCAGCUGAGGAACAGUCACCAGGAAAUCCAGGAACUUGCCAGGCAGAUCCAAAGACUCCAACCAGAAAUUGAAAUUGCAAGGAAAAGGAAUUUCAGCCUCCAGGACUCCAUUAAAGAUGCUGAGCACUGUGGGAGCUUGGCCAUCAGGGACAGCCAGGAAAAGCUCCAGAAGCUGGAAAAUGCUCUCCAACAGGCCAAGGAUGACCUUUCUCAACUUGUCCAUGAUUACCAGGAGCUCCUGAAUGUGAAGCUGGGCUUGGACAUUGAGAUUGCCAUGUAUCGAUCACUCCUUGACGAGGAGGAGAACAGGUAG